Closterium sp. NIES-65 is the source of this 1104-nucleotide messenger RNA. Lineage: Eukaryota; Viridiplantae; Streptophyta; Zygnematophyceae; Desmidiales; Closteriaceae. The record is from the annotation of a GenBank genome assembly.
AUGUCCACAUGGCCGUGUCCCCCUUCAACCCAACAGAUCGUCCCAUUUGUGGAGUCAGAUGCCGUGGCAUUGUUCAAGGACCCCCACUUGGACGCACCAGAUGACUUGGUGCUGCGCUGGGCUCGUCUGGCCCUCUCCUGCACUGCCAUACCUGCAGCCUCCCGCCCCUCCAUGAAUCAAGUGCUGGGAGAGCUGGUGAAGUUGAAGCAGGAGGCGUUUGGAGCACGCGAGAGCCAUGUGGGUGAGGCCAAAUCUCACACCGACAUGGAGCUUGGGAGUUCCAUUGGCUCCUCCAGCUUCACUGCUGAAAUGGCCCGUGCGGACACGUCAUCAGCCCCCUCCUCCUCCUUCCCGCUCUUUCCUAUGCCUGCCUCCAUUGUUGUCUUUGAUGUCUUUCCUGUUCCCCUCCCCCCUCAUCCCUCCCGUGACCCCCCUGCUUUCAUAUCCUCUCCUCCCCCUUCCCUCCUUCCCCCUCUUUCCCCCAAUCCGCAACCUUCCUUCCCACCCUCUCCCCUUUUAAAACAGCUCAUGUGCAUUGGCCCUGAUAGUGUUUUCGAGGGCAUGUGGCACAGCCUUAUGGAGACGCCGAGGCAGGAAGAGCAGGCCACGGUCACUCGCUACGUUUCUGCAGCAGAGAGGGCCUUCAGCGUUGGCCUUCCCUACCAGCUGUCUUCACUCCCCUCUUCUCACCCGUACUUUUCAUGUCUCAACUCCCCUUCUCCCCUUCCCCUCCCUCUUCCCCCCUCCCACCAGCCGGACAGCCGCAUCGACUCGGACAUGCCACACUUCUUCCGACCUUCUCUCCACUCCCCAUUCCUCACCCUUUGUAUCCUCUCUCUUCACCCCCCUCUCUUCCACCUUUCCCCUCUUCCCUCCCUCUCCCUCUCCUCCUCCCUUCUCAUAACGGUUCAACAACUGCAUCGACUCACACGUGCCUCACAUCAUUGGGGGCAGUGCAAGGAGUUUUUCGCUCUUAUUACAAGGCCAACUGGACCCUCUUCUUACCAACUGGACCAAUGCAGCGUGCAUCGACUCGCACGUGCCUUGUCUGCAGGGAGAGUGCUGCAGGUGGGUGUGCAUCUCAAACCCGAGUGGAGCUCUUAG